AUGUUCAGGGGCGCUUGGAUGUGGCCCGGGAAAGACGCCGCCGCGCUGACUAUCUGCUGCUGCUGCUGGGCUCCCAGGCCGAGUGACAAACCUUGCGCCGACUCCGAACGCGCGCAGCGAUGGCGACUGUCCCUAGCGUCCCUGCUCUUCUUCACCGUGCUGCUCGCUGACCAUUUGUGGCUAUGCGCGGGGGCCCGGCCCCGGGCCAGGGAGCUGAGCAGCGCCAUGCAGCCGCCCUGGGGGGCCGGCCGUGAGCGGGAGCCAGUGCCUCCUCGCGCUGUGCUGCCUUUGCCACCGCCUGGUGAGCCCAGCGCGCCCCCGGGUACCUGCAGCCCCCGAUACAGCAACCUGACCAAAGCCGCCCCCGCCGCCGACAGCGGGCCGGACUGCGGCGGCGUUUCUGAGCCCAUGGGGCUGGACGCAGCUUGCACCAAAUUGCAAUCUUUGCAGAGACUUUUCGAACCAAGUACCCCAGCCCCCCUUCUGCGGCCCCCUGACUCUCCUUCUCAUGCCCCGGCCGAGUUCCCCUCCGCCCAAAAAAACUUGCUCAGAGGCCACUUUCGGAACUUCACUCUCUCCUUUUGCGACACCUACACUGUCUGGGAUUUGCUGCUGGGCAUGGACCGCCCAGACAGCCUGGACUGCAGCCUGGACACCCUGCUGGGGGACCUGCUAGCGGUGGUGGCCAGUCCGGGCUCUGGGGCCUGGGAGGCGUGUAGCAACUGUAUCGAGGCGUACCAACGGCUGGACCGACAUGCUCAGGAAAAAUAUGACGAGUUUGACCUCGUGCUGCAUAAAUACUUACAAGCAGAAGAAUACUCAAUUCGGUCCUGCAUGAAAGGUUGUAAGGCUGUCUACAAGGCCUGGCUGUGCUCAGAAUACUUCAGCGUGACCCAGCAGGAAUGCCAGCGCUGGGUGCCCUGCAAGCAAUACUGCCUGGAGGUGCAGACCCGGUGCCCCUUUAUACUCCCUGACAAUGAGGAAAUGGUGUACGGAGGGCUCCCUGGCUUUAUUUGUACAGGGUUGCUGGAUACUUCGCCAAAGCGGCUGGAAACCAAGUGCUGCGACGUGCAGUGGGUCUCCUGUGAAUUGGAAAAGAAGAAGUUCAAGGAGACUGAGGCCCCCAAAACUCACCACCAGCAAUUCCACCACUCCUAUUUCCACCACUAUCACCAACAGUACCACCACUACCACCCCCACCAUGACCCCCCAGGCCGCAUCAGCCACAAGCCUUCCCUGCUGCCUGUCUCUGGGGGCUCCUGCCUCAGCCCCAGCAGGAUCCGGCUCUGUGUCCUUGUUCUCAUGCUCCUCCACACCAUGGUGUCCUUCUCCAGCAACCAAGGUGGUGGGGGACUGGGGCUGGAGGCACUGCCUGCCCUAGAAGAGGGCCUGACACAGGAAGAAUGA
Molecule: messenger RNA, 1407 nt
Organism: Orycteropus afer afer
Lineage: Eukaryota; Metazoa; Chordata; Mammalia; Tubulidentata; Orycteropodidae
Gene: NALF2
Product: NALCN channel auxiliary factor 2
Exons: 3
Coding region: 1-1407 (468 amino acids)
Biological process (GO): calcium ion import across plasma membrane
Cellular component (GO): plasma membrane
Molecular function (GO): stretch-activated, monoatomic cation-selective, calcium channel activity
Source: RefSeq, a predicted model, not a curated record